Messenger RNA from Saimiri boliviensis boliviensis (Bolivian squirrel monkey), 2037 nucleotides. It is a transcript of the gene MVK, whose product is annotated as mevalonate kinase. NCBI's taxonomy places the organism in Eukaryota, Metazoa, Chordata, Mammalia, Primates, Cebidae. Gene Ontology annotation, molecular function: mevalonate kinase activity; ATP binding. Gene Ontology annotation, biological process: isoprenoid biosynthetic process; isopentenyl diphosphate biosynthetic process, mevalonate pathway; cholesterol biosynthetic process. The record is from RefSeq and is a predicted model, not a curated record. Gene Ontology annotation, cellular component: cytoplasm; cytosol.
UAAAGGGACUCCGGGCUCGCGCGCUCUGAUUGGCUGGACUGAAGGACAAGACCUCCUCCCCUUGGGGCACUGGCGCUCUGGGCUGUAGGUGUUGGGGUGCUGCUCCGGCUACUGCGCGGAGGAACGGCGGCCGGUGUGGCGGCGGCGGCAGGAUUCCCAGGAGCCAUGUUGUCAGAAGUCCUACUGGUGUCUGCUCCGGGGAAAGUCAUCCUUCAUGGAGAACAUGCCGUGGUACAUGGCAAGGUAGCACUGGCUGUGGCCUUGAACUUGAGAACAUUCCUCCGGCUUCAACCCCACAGCAGUGGGAAAGUGGACCUCACCUUACCCAACAUUGGUAUCAAGCGGGCCUGGGACGUGGCCAGGCUUCAGCUACUGGACACAAGCUUUCUGGAGCAAGGUGAUGUCACAGCGCCCACCCCAGAGCAAGUGGAGAAGCUGAAGGAGGUUGCGGGCUUGCCUGACGACUGUGCUGUCACCGAGCGCCUGGCUGUGCUGGCCUUUCUUUACUUAUACCUGUCCAUCUUCCGGAAGCAGAGGACCCUGCCGAGCCUGGAUGUGGUAGUGUGGUCGGAGCUGCCCCCCGGGGCGGGCUUGGGCUCCAGCGCCGCCUACUCAGUGUGUCUGGCAGCGGCCCUCCUGACCACGUGUGAGGAGAUCCCAAACCCGCUGAAGGACGGGGAGCACGUCAACAGGUGGACCAAGGAGGAUUUGGAGCUCAUUAACAAGUGGGCCUUCCAGGGGGAGAGAGUGAUUCACGGGAACCCCUCCGGAGUGGACAAUGCUGUCAGCACUUGGGGAGGAGCCCUCCGAUACCAACAAGGGAAGAUUUCAUCCUUAAAGAGGCCGCCGGCUCUCCAGAUCCUGCUGACCAACACCAAAGUCCCUCGCAGUACCAAGGCCCUCGUGGCUGGCGUCAGAAACAGGCUGCUCAAGUUCCCAGAGAUCGUGGCCCCGCUCUUGACCUCGAUAGAUGCCAUCUCCCUGGAGUGUGAGCGCGUGCUGGGAGAGAUGGGGGAGGCCCCAGCCCUGGAGCAAUACGUCGUGCUGGAAGAGCUCAUUGACAUGAACCAGCACCAUCUGAAUGCCCUCGGCGUGGGCCACAUCUCUCUGGACCAGCUCUGCCAGGUGACCAGGGCCCACGGACUGCACAGCAAGCUGACUGGUGCAGGUGGCGGUGGCUGUGGCAUCACACUCCUCAAGCCAGGGCUGGAGCAGCCAGAGGUGGAGGCCACGAAGCAGGCCCUGACCAGCUGUGGCUUUGACUGCUGGGAAACCAGCAUCGGUGCCCCAGGUGUCUCCAUCCACUCAGCCACCUCUCUGGACAGCCGAGUCCGGCAGGCCCUGGAUGGCCUCUGAGAGAAGCCGCAACACUGCAGCCCCACCCAGAGGCCCCUUUCUGGAGUAUUCUGGGGGCUGCAGCUCGCCCCUGUGCUGACCAGCAGGCACCCAGCUGCUGACGCUGCUGGAGAGGCCCCGAUCGCUCGCGAUGCCUUUCCCGCGGAGCUCCGCAGGCCAGCAGCGGGACCUAGAGGGGCAGGGUCUGUGCUCUCUAUCCUCUGGAGCCAGCCACGCAGGGGCCCAGGAGGAUCCUCUGAGGUUCCAGACCCGAGACGAGAGGGGCUGCUUCCCCAGGCUCCCACAGUCCCGUCUGCUUCGGGCCCCCGCCUUGACCUUCAAUCUUGCUGGCCGCCUGGGUCAGAUGCUCCGACGCUCCUUGGCUGGGGCGUGGUUCCCAAAGCAAGGAAACCAGUGCCUUCUCUCUCCCCCUGCAGGAACUGCCCCGUCUCUCAGGGCCAGGUCCCUCCCUCCCAGAGCACCUGCUGUGUGGCUGGCUCAUUCAGCACUUGGUGUGGCCUUCCCUUCUACCCAGUGGGGCGGGGCGGGGCUCCCCCAGGGGCUGUCGAGGAGGCAGCAGCCUGGUUAAAUAAGGCAGGGUCAAUGUGCAGUUUCUUCCAAUCUGUACCUGAGAGGUUUGCAAAAAAGAUGGCAAAGGGAAAAUAAAAAGAUUUUGUGUCAACAGCAGACUGGCCACCAGCA